This is a messenger RNA of Amblyraja radiata (thorny skate), 1469 nucleotides long. RefSeq names its product ADP-ribose glycohydrolase OARD1-like. The record is from RefSeq and is a predicted model, not a curated record. Lineage: Eukaryota; Metazoa; Chordata; Chondrichthyes; Rajiformes; Rajidae. The transcript is spliced from 6 exons. Bases 173 to 886 code for a protein of 237 amino acids. Gene Ontology annotation, biological process: peptidyl-glutamate ADP-deribosylation.
AUCAGCAUCUGCCGUCCCUUAUGUUUAGUUUGAUUAAAGAGCACGGGCGGCUGAGGGGCGGCCCACGGCUGACGGACUGCAGGAAGGGCUGGCUUAACUUAACCAAGGUUUACGCGCCUGAACCAACGGCCGACGGGCUGCCUGGCACCGCAGAGCAGAGCAGAGCAGAGCAAUGGCGUCAGGUUGGAUGCACAAAACGAUGAAAUGUAUGGAGAAACCACUAGGGGGCAAUGGCUUUAAAAUCUCUUACAUGACUGGUGAUCUGUUUGAAUGUCCAGCACAAGAAUCGCUGGCGCACUGCAUCAGUGCAGACUGCCGCAUGGGGAAGGGGAUAGCUGUUUUAUUCAAGAAACGGUUUGGAUCUGUUCCGGCGCUGCUAGACCAAAAAAAGAAAACUGGGGAAGUAGCAGUACUGAAAAGACCCCAACGAUACAUUUACUAUCUGAUUACUAAAAAUAGAGUCUUUCAAACGCCAACUUACGAAAGCUUACGGAACAGUCUGGAGGCCAUGAAGAAACACUGCAUCAGUAAUGGAGUCACAUGCAUCUCAAUGCCCAGGAUUGGUUGUGGAUUAGACAAACUGAAUUGGAAUGCAGUUGCUGAGAGAAUUCAAGAUGUUUUUAAGGACACGAAUAUUGUCAUCACUGUGUACUCUCUAGAGAAUCCUGCUGUAGGGUUGCCGCAAACCUGUAAAAGGACAAAGGGUGCUUUUAAUGAGGUCAAACCAUGGCCGUCCGAAGGGGGGGUGCGGAGGGUGCGAACGCACCCCCCUUUUUUCCCCCCUAAAGUAAUAAAAAAUUCGAUGCCACCACCCCCCACCGCCGUUCAGGGCCUGCAAACGCAGUCAAUUCAAUCAUCUUUUAAAACUGCCAUAAAUACCAAGUAGACAUUGGUGUUAACAGGUCCUGAAAUGUUGGAUUAUGGAAUGAAGGUAGGUACCUGAAGAGGUAUAUUUAUUUUUCAUUUGUAAAGGAGGAGUAUCUGAGCCAGCUUUCUCAAUGUACAUUAACAAAUAGACGGUUGUAUUUCUAUCUACAUCUCAAGCAACAAGGGAUUGAUAUGAGCUGGAAUUGGGGCAAGUGCAAGAUGCUCUGGCCUUGGAUCCGGGAAUCGGUAUUCCACAGUCAUGUCAGUGGGAUGGAUGAACAGCACAGAUUGAUAGUCAAUUUAUUCUGUAAACUCUAAUUAAUCAUUUUGCUUGGGGGAGAUGAGUUGCAAGCUCAAAGCUCCAGUUUUUAUUAUUAGUUAAUUGGUGAUUAUAUGAUGUCCUUUCUCCUCUCCCCAUCCUUCCCCCACCCCUCCCCCCACCCAUCCCUAGCAAUACAUGCUAUGUAAAUGGUGUAUGCAUUCAGUGAUGGAACCACAGGAUCACCAUUGAAUGGUGGAAAGAGUGUGAUUCUGUUGCAAACUGCAUGUAAUAAGACGCGUGUACAUAAUACUAAAUAAAGAAUUUGGAAAGUUUGAGUGAA